Pocillopora meandrina is the source of this 1125-nucleotide messenger RNA. The record is from the annotation of a GenBank genome assembly. NCBI's taxonomy places the organism in Eukaryota, Metazoa, Cnidaria, Anthozoa, Scleractinia, Pocilloporidae.
AUGAAUAAUGACAUUCUGGAGUGUAAGAGAAGAGCGCAAGAGCUAGUUGCAUCGAAUAGCACGCCUUUGAAUCGAAAUGGCAGAAAGAAAGGCUACAUUGAAGUCAUGAAACAGCUUUUGGAAGAGAAGGGAUAUGGACAUCUUGCUCUUAAAGGUCAGAAUUUACGUGAUCAAGCAUCAAGGCUGGAGAAAUGUCAAGAGGGUUUGGCCGAUGAGCGCUGUGUGAACGGUGCAAUAGUGAUAACUAUAGAUGAGUCUAUUUUAUCAAGUGGAAAUAGUGAUAUGGUAUUUGUUGAAGGAAACAGAAAUAUUGAGAGCGAAAAUAAUUCUGGCCUUGAGAGAGAAGGUGCUAAUCAAGCGACGUCAAAUUUACAUAUGUCCACAGUGCAACUCCUGGAGGAGCUGCAGUCUGAUCAAUCGAAGCGUGAAAGGUCUGACGAGGUGCUGGGAUCACUGCCUGAAUGCAAUACGCUUCACACGCCAUCUUCAUUUGUCUGGGGCCAAUACAAUGAAGGAAGAUCAAUAAUUGUUAACGUGUCGACUAUUGAGAAUGCCUAUGAUGAAAUAUCCAAAUGGCAUAAAAACACAUUUUUAGUCCCUUUCGGAAAAACGGGAAAAGAAUUCAUCGACACAUUGAGAGAACUAAGUAAUAAAUGGAAGAAUGGUUCAGAAAUGGAAUUCAUUACUCUUAAAGUCGCUAUUGCUCUCCUUGCGCUUUGUCUACAAAAGCCCGGUCCUAAAUCAAAAUCAAAAGAUCACCAGGAUUGUUUGGCAAAGCUUCUUGUCUUAUGGAAGAAAGGCAAGGUUGAUACUAUCCUCCGUGAAGGGCGCAUGAUACAGAGGUGUCUUGGAAACUCCUGUAGGGCGACAGAUCCUCCAAAUAGGGAAAAGAUUUUUGCAAAUCUUGUGAUGACAGGACAAGUCAAUUCGACAUUACGAUAUCUAAGCAAUGAUCAAGGUAGAGGGAUCUUACCCCUUUCUGAUGACGUCAUGGGGCAGUUGAAGGAAAAACAUCCAGAGCCACAGGGUGUCCAAUUAGGGUCUCUCCUGUUUGGCCCUACUAAGGACGUUCCUGACACUCUGUACUAUGAGAUCAAUGGUCAGGGACGCCACUCUAAGAACUAA